Fomitopsis serialis is the source of this 828-nucleotide messenger RNA. RefSeq lists its product as uncharacterized. NCBI's taxonomy places the organism in Eukaryota, Fungi, Basidiomycota, Agaricomycetes, Polyporales, Fomitopsidaceae. The transcript has 6 exons. Gene Ontology annotation, cellular component: U2-type catalytic step 1 spliceosome. The record is from RefSeq and is a predicted model, not a curated record. Gene Ontology annotation, biological process: mRNA splicing, via spliceosome. Bases 1 to 828 code for a protein of 275 amino acids.
AUGUCUGAGCGUAAAGUACUUCCCGCCGGAUUUCGAUCCGGCUCUAUUCCCCGCAGGAAGCAGCCCAAGAACUCACAGCAGGUGGUUCGUUUGAUGGCUCCUUUCUCUAUGGAAGAAGUUCAAUGCUCGAAAGGAGACGGUCGAGGAGAGGACUACUAUGGCAUCAAGAUCUUCCGCUUCUACAUCAAUGUGUCUCAUCACCGUUGCAGCACAUUAUGCUCCGCCGAGAUCACGUUCAAGACCGACCCCAAGAACACCGACUACACAGCCGAGCACGGUGCGUCGCGGAACUUCGAACCAUGGAGAGAAGAGAAAGCGGUAGAGGAGGAGGACCGAAGAAAACAACCCAUGAAGGCGCUCGAGAACCGGACGGUGGACUCGAAGCGCGAGAUGGACAUCCUCGAUGCUCUGCAAGACAUCCGUGCGCGGAAUGCCCGCAACGAGCGCAUAGGGCAGUCGGUGGACCUGAUCGAGACGGAGGAGGACAGGCGGCGGAAGUUGGAGGAGGAUGAAGACGAGAAGCUGGUGCGGGAGGUGUUCCAGAAGAUCCCUGCGACGGGUUCGUCUUCAUCCAGCGGGUCGUCAGGACACACAUCGCAGUCUCCAGAGGAGCCAGCCGCGCCGGUAGUCACUCUGAAGCGCAAGGCCGAGGGCGCAGAGCCGGACCUUCACAGCCUAUUGCCCGAGGAGACGCGUGCGCUCAUCUCGUCGAAAGUCUUCACCGCCGCACCACCUGUCAAGAAAAAGAAGACAGACAUGAAGAACUCGUUGGGUAUCAAGAUCAACAAGGGCAAGGGCGUUGCGAAACCCAAGCCUGUUACCGCAUAG